AUGAAUGAAAAACCCAAGGACGACGGUAGCCUGGGAGAGGGCCACAAGGCUCCCUCUACAGCAAACACAGCUGUCGGUACCGCUACGCCACCGCGUUCUGCCGAUGCAAGCAUCAACCUCGAGGAGUUGCGUGUGGCAGCCCACCAGCAGAACCCCAACGGCACUUCUAAUGUUGGGUCCGGCGUCUCGGUGGCCCGGGCUGAGGCCGACUUCGCUGAACUGCAGAGGGAGCUCACCGGCAUGUCGAGAGCUAGCCGGCGCAAGAGCCACGCUUCUCAGCGUGAGCGUGAUGCUGAGAAGGCCAAUGGCGAGGAUUUAGGGGAGACUUCAUCUUCUGAAAGCGAACCCUUCGAUCUGGAAUCGUGGAUUCGUGGAGGGAUUCAGGCCUCGCGCGAGGCUGGCAUCCGUCCCAAGCACAUCGGAGUUUAUUGGGACGAACUAACGGUCAAGGGAAUGAGUGCCUUCACAAACUACGUACAAACCUUUCCCGAUGCAAUCACCGGAUUCUUUGACUAUUACCACCCCAUCAAGAAGCUGCUGGGCCUGGGAGGCAAGGCGCCCGAGGCCACGCUGCUCGACAAUUUCCGCGGUGUCUGCAAGCCUGGUGAGAUGGUCUUGGUCUUGGGCAAGCCGGGAUCCGGCUGCACAACCUUUCUCAAGAGCAUCACCAACCAGCGCUAUGGCUACACCAGCGUGACUGGUGAUGUGUUAUAUGGCCCCUUCACCGCCAAGGAGUUUGAGAAAUACCGCGGGGAGGCCGUCUACAACCAGGAGGACGAUAUCCACCACGCGACCCUGACGGUGGAGCAAACUCUGGGCUUUGCGCUUGACUGCAAAAUUCCCGGCAAGCUUCCGGCUGGCAUCACCAAGGCGCAGUUCAAGAAGGACGUCAUCACCAUGCUACUCAAGAUGUUCAACAUUGAGCAUACCCGCCACACCGUCGUAGGUGGCGCCCUUGUGCGUGGUGUGUCUGGAGGCGAGAGGAAGCGCGUUUCUGUUGCCGAGAUGAUGAUUACUUCUGGUUCCAUUCUGGCAUGGGACAACAGCACUCGAGGUCUUGAUGCCAGUACUGCUCUAGACUUCAUCAAGUCCCUUCGUAUCCAGACCAAUCUCUACAAGACCGCGACGUUCGUCUCGCUCUACCAGGCUUCGGAGAACAUUUACAAUUUGUUCGACAAGGUGCUUGUCAUCGACGCUGGCCGGCAAGUGUACUUCGGCCCGGCCACCGAAGCCCGCGGGUACUUUGAGGGCCUCGGCUUCCUUCCAAGACCUCGACAGACUACCCCCGACUACGUCACUGGCUGUACCGACGAGUACGAGCGCGCCUAUUCCGAAGGUUACGGCCCCGAGAACGCCCCGCACAGCCCCGAGACUCUGGCCGAGGCUUUCAAGAAGUCAGACUUUGCGAAGCGGUUGGAUCAAGAAAUGGUGGAAUACCGCGAAUCUCUGAAGGAGGACCAGCAAAAGUACGAGGAUUUCAAGAUCGCUGUCAAAGAGGGGAAGCGUACCGGUGCAAAGAAGUCGGUUUAUACUGUCGGUUUCCACCAGCAAGUCUGGGCCCUUAUGAAGCGCCAGACUGUGCUGAAGCUGCAAGAUCGAACGGCCUUAUUCCUCGCAUGGAUGCGUACCAUUCUCAUCGCCAUCGUCGUCGGCACACUCUAUAUCAACCUCGGUCAAACUAGUGCCACUUCCUUUAGCAAGGGUGGUCUGAUGUUCAUUGCUCUCCUGUUCAACGCUUUCGAGGCCUUUGCUGAGCUCGGCUCAACCAUGUUGGGUCGCGGAAUCGUCAACAAGCACAAAGCAUACGCUUUCCAUCGGCCCAGUGCGCUUUGGAUUGGUCAGAUCUUUGUCGAUCAGGCUUUUGGUGUGCCCAGGGUCCUCGCCUUCUCCAUUAUUGUGUAUUUCAUGACCAACCUGUUCCGCAGCGCCGGCGCCUUUUUCAUGUUUUUCCUGUUCAUUAUGCUUGGAAACAUUGCAAUGACGCUGUUCUUCCGAAUCAUUGGUUGUAUCGCGAUUGAUUUCGACUACGCUGUCAAAUUUGCCGUUGUCACGAUCACACUCCUCAUCACAACGUCCGGUUACAUCAUUCAAUACCAGUCCCAGAAGGUUUGGUUGCGUUGGAUCUUUUGGAUCAACCCUCUGGGUCUGAUGUUCAGCUCCAUGAUGGGCAAUGAGUUCGGCAGAAUAGACAUGACCUGCACAGCAGAGAGUUUGAUUCCGUCCGGACCAGGGUAUAACAACCCCGAGAACCAGGUUUGCACUCUGCCUGGAUCCAAGCCGGGUACUCUUGAAGUUUCCGGCUCGGACUAUAUUCGCACAGGCUUUGCCUACGACCCGAACGACAUCUGGCGCAACUUUGGGAUUGUGAUGGCCCUUGUUGUCUUCUUUUUGAUCAUGAACGUCGUCCUGGGAGAGCUGGUCGAAUUCGGAAUGGGAGGUAACUCGGCACUGGUUUACCAGAAGCCAAACAAGGAGCGCAAGGAGCUUAACGAGAAACUCCUGGCCAAGCGCGAGGCUCAACGUUCUUCCAAGACUGAGGCAGAAGGUUCCCAGCUCAAGAUUGAGUCGAAGCGAGUUUUGACUUGGGAAAACCUGACCUACGACGUCCCUGUCCCGGGAGGAACCCGCCGGUUGCUCAACAAUGUGUAUGGAUACGUCAAGCCUGGUCAACUAACGGCUCUCAUGGGUGCAUCUGGUGCUGGAAAGACUACCUUGCUCGAUGUCCUUGCUUCCAGGAAGAACAUUGGUGUUAUUGGUGGUGACAUUUUGGUUGACGGCAAGAAGCCCGGAAAGGAGUUCCAGCGUUCGACGUCGUAUGCCGAGCAGCUUGAUGUUCACGAGCCCACGCAAACCGUUCGGGAGGCCCUCCGGUUCUCUGCCGAUCUCAGGCAGCCUUUCGAGACUCCCCAGGAGGAGAAAUACGCCUUUGUCGAGGAGAUGAUUGCUUUACUGGAGCUUGAAGAUCUGGCAGAUUCCAUUAUUGGAUGGCCCGAAUUUGGCCUCACUGUCGAACAACGUAAGCGUGUGACAAUCGGCGUUGAGCUUGCCGCCAAGCCCGAGCUUCUUUUGUUCCUUGACGAGCCCACGUCCGGCCUCGACAGCCAGAGCGCCUUCAACAUCGUGCGCUUCCUCAAGAAGCUCGCAAACGCUGGCCAGGCUAUUCUUUGCACCAUCCACCAGCCCAACUCUGCCCUCUUUGAGAACUUUGACCGUCUCCUUCUUCUCCAGCGCGGUGGCCGAUGCGUCUACUUUGGUGACAUUGGCAAGGAUGCCAACGUCCUCCGUGAUUAUCUCAAGCGUCAUGGCGCCGAGGCCUCACCCACCGACAACGUUGCUGAGUACAUGCUUGAGGCCAUUGGUGCCGGAAGCGCUCCUCGUGUUGGAGACCGUGAUUGGGCGGACAUCUGGGAGGAGUCUCCUGAGCACGCCAACGUCAAGGAUACUAUCUCUCAGCUCAAGGAAGAGCGCAAGGCAGAUGUGGCCAACGACAACACUGCGGCUCUCGAAAAGGAGUACGCCUCGCCCAUGAGCCACCAGCUCAAGGUCACCUGCCACCGUACCAAUCUCGCGCUCUGGCGUUCUCCAAACUAUCUCUUCACCCGUUUGUUCAACCACGUCGUCAUUGCCCUCAUCACCGGACUCACCUAUCUCCAGCUCGACAACUCGCGGUCUUCUCUGCAGUACAAGGUCUUCGUCAUGUUCCAGGUCACUGUCCUGCCAGCCCUGAUUCUGUCCCAGGUUGAGGCCAUGUAUCACAUCAAGCGUGGCAUCUUCUUCCGCGAGUCAUCGUCCAAGAUGUACAACAGCAGCGCCUUUGCUGCUUCCAUGCUUCUCGCAGAGCUGCCCUACGUCGUCCUGUGUGCUGUGGCCUUCUUCCUGCCGCUCUACUAUAUGCCAGGCUUCCCCGUUGAUAGCUCGAGAGCUGGAUAUCAGUUCUUCAUGAUCCUCAUUACUGAGUUCUUUUCGAUUACACUUGCCCAAGCCUUGGCCUCCAUCACCCCGUCGACAUUUAUCUCUAGCCAGCUGGAUCCGUUUUUGAUGAUCACCUUUUCGUUGUUCUGCGGUGUUACCAUCCCGUUCCCCCAAAUGCCCGAUGGAUACAAAUGGCUAUAUCAGCUUGACCCGUUCACUCGUCUUAUUGGCGGUAUGGUUACAACUGGGCUGCACGAACUCGAUGUGAAAUGCACCCCGGUAGAGCUCAACAAGUUUACGCCCGCGAACGGUAGCUCUUGCGAAGAGUACAUGAGGCCUUUCUUCAACGCUGGCGGUAACGGAUACAUUGUCGACCCCAGCUCCACCAGUCAAUGUGAAUACUGUGCCUACAGCGUCGGCGACCAGUUCUACACGCCACUCGGCAUGACGUUCGAUACUAGGUGGCGGGAUCUUGGAAUCUUCAUUGCCUUUUGCGCGAGCAACAUCAUCAUUAUUUUCGUUGCAAACCGUUUCCUGAACUUCAACAAGCGAUAG
Pyricularia pennisetigena is the source of this 4467-nucleotide messenger RNA. RefSeq lists its product as uncharacterized. Gene Ontology annotation, cellular component: membrane. Gene Ontology annotation, biological process: transmembrane transport. Bases 1 to 4467 code for a protein of 1488 amino acids. The record is from RefSeq and is a predicted model, not a curated record. Gene Ontology annotation, molecular function: ATP binding; ABC-type transporter activity; ATP hydrolysis activity. The transcript has 3 exons. NCBI's taxonomy places the organism in Eukaryota, Fungi, Ascomycota, Sordariomycetes, Magnaporthales, Pyriculariaceae.